AUGGAGCAGCACUGCACCCCGGAACCUACAGACAUCCUACGAGCGCUGCACACACGUUCCGACUCCACGCACCGCACCUCGUCACACGCAGCGUCCCGACUCCGCGCGCUCCACCUGCGGACGUCCCCCCAGCGUCACACGCAAUGUCCCGACUCCGCGCGCUCCACCUGCGGACGUCCCCCCAGCGUCACACGCAGCGUCCCGACUCGGCACACUCCACCUGCGGACGUCCCCCCAGCGUCACACGCAAUGUCCCGACUCCGCGCGCUCCACCUGUGGACGUCCCCCCAGCGUCACACGCAAUGUUCCAACUCCGCGCGCUCCACCUGCGGCCGUCCCCCCAGCGUCACACGCAGCGUCCCGGACAUCGCGCGCUCCACCUGCGGACGACGCAUCAGCGUCACACGCAGCAUCCGGGCUCCGCGCGCUCCACCUGCGGACGUCCCCGCAACGUCACACGCAGCGUCCCGGACAUCGCGCGCUCCACCUGCGGACGACGCACCAACGUCACACGCAGGAUCCGGGCUCCGCGCGCUCCACCUGCGGACGUCGCCCCAGCGUCACACGCAGCGUCCCAACUCCACGCGCUCCACCUGCGGACGUCCCCCAGCGUCACACGCAGCGUCCCGGACAUCGCGCGCUCCACCUGCGGACGUCCCCCAGCGUCACACGCAGCGUCCCGGACAUCGCGCGCUCCACCUGCGGACGUCCCCCCAGCGUCACACGCAGCGUCCCGGACAUCGCGCGCUCCACCUGCGGACGUUCCCCCAGCGUCACAUGCAGUGUCCAGGCUCCGCGCGCUCCACCUGCGGACGUCCCCCCAGCGUCACACGCAGCAUCCGGGCUCCGCGCGCUCCACCUGCGGACGACGCACCAGUGUCACACGCAGCAUCCGGACUCCGCGCGCUCCACCUGCGGACGACGCACCAGCGUCACACGCAGCAUCCGGGCUCCGCGCGCUCCACCUGCAGACGUCCCCCCAGCGUCACACGCAGCGUCCUGACUCCACGCGCUCCACCUGCGGACGUCCCCCAGCGUCACACGCAGCGUCCUGACUCCACGCGCUCCACCUGCGGACGUCCCCCCAGCGUCACACGCAGCGUCCUGACUCCACGCGCUCCACCUGCAGACGUCCCCCCAGCGUCACACGCAGGAUCCGGGCUCCGCGCGCUCCACCUGCGGACGUCCCCCAGCGUCACACGCAGCGUCCCGGACAUCGCGCGCUCCACCUGCGGACGUCCCCCCAGCGUCACACGCAGUGUCCAGGCUCCGCGCGCUCCACCUGCGGACGUCCCCCCAGCGUCACACGCAGCGUCCCGACUCCACGCGCUCCACCUGCGGACGUCCCCCAGCGUCACACGCAGCGUCCCGGACAUCGCGCGCUCCACCUGCGGACGUCCCCCAGCGUCACACGCAGCGUCCCGGACAUCGCGCGCUCCACCUGCGGACGUCCCCCCAGCGUCACACGCAGCGUCCCGGACAUCGCGCGCUCCACCUGCGGACGUCCCCCCAGCGUCACAUGCAGUGUCCAGGCUCCGCGCGCUCCACCUGCGGACGUCCCCCCAGCGUCACACGCAGCGUCCGGGCUCCGCGCACUCCACCUGCGGACGUCCCCCCAGCGUCACACGCAGCGUCCCGGACAUCGCGCGCUCCACCUACAGACAUCCCACAAGCGUCCCAUGCAGCAUCUGGGACUCCACGCGCUCCACCUGCGGACGUCUGCAAGCGUCCCACGCAGCGGCCCAACUCCGUGCUUUCCACCUGCCGGCAUUCUGCAAGCAUCACCGGCAGCAUCCGGGACCUUCCUUCCACAAGCCUGAAUUCCAGCACCGCAGGCAAAUGCGGAGCGUGGCCAUCACCCGUCAAAGGGCUGCCUCUGACUUUCGGAUGGAAGAAGACUGUGGCCACCAGAGAGCAGAGGCGGCCAAUGGGCCAGGUAACAGCUUCGACUCUGUGGGGCCCACGUCUACUACGACCCCGCAGCGUGCAGCCUUGAAGGACCAAAGCAGCCAGGGUCCCCAGUGGAAGACAUCGGGUGUGGCUGCUUCUAGUAACACUUGA
Zalophus californianus (California sea lion) is the source of this 2061-nucleotide messenger RNA. RefSeq lists its product as uncharacterized. The record is from RefSeq and is a predicted model, not a curated record. NCBI's taxonomy places the organism in Eukaryota, Metazoa, Chordata, Mammalia, Carnivora, Otariidae. The transcript has 2 exons. The coding region runs from base 1 to 2061 and encodes 686 amino acids.